Molecule: messenger RNA, 2700 nt
Organism: Podarcis muralis (Common wall lizard)
Lineage: Eukaryota; Metazoa; Chordata; Lepidosauria; Squamata; Lacertidae
Source: RefSeq, a predicted model, not a curated record
UUACUAGCUUUUGCAGCGUGCGCUUCGGGAGGUUUUUGCGCGUAGACGACGCAAAAGGGAACAGGCUACACUUCCCAGAAACCUCUUUUUUUUUUUUUUUUAGGCUACAAGAGACUACAAUUCCCAGCAGCUCUUUAUCUCCCAGCCUCCCUUGCAGCUGCAAUGCGGCAGGUCAGCUGCCUCUGUUGGAUGGGCAGGAAGGAUUUGCAAGAUUUGCAGCAAAAGCCUCUGGUGUCCACUUUGCAAAAGCUGCGUCCAAUGACCUUGCAAGAUGUUGAUUGGCUUUUUCAGAGAUGAGGGAAUGCUGCUGCAAAACUGAGCGUCAUGGAGGAAAAUGACGAGAACAUGAGCUGCCUAGGAAAUGGCAUCGGGGAAAAGAACAUUUGUAGUUCUUCUGGGAAGCGUUUUACUGCGAAACUUGAUCUUGUCAAACACCAGAGAGACCAUCAUGGACACAAGCCGCACAAAUGCCUGCAAUGUGAGAAGCAGUUUGCUCUACGGUGUCAACUAGUGAGACACAAGAGAAUCCACAAGGGAGAGAAGGAAUACGAAUGCCCUGAGUGCAAGAAGACGUUUACCUGCUCAGAAAACCUUAUGAUCCACCAGAGAGUCCACACUGAGGAGAAACCUUAUGAAUGCAGGGAGUGUGGCAAAUACUUUCCCCAAAAAUAUAACCUUGUGAACCACCAGAGAUCCGACAAUGGAGAGAAACCUUAUGGGUGUGGGGAAUGUGGCAAAUGUUUUUCUCAAAAAGCUCACCUUGUGAUCCACCAGAGAUCCCACACUGGGGAGAAACCUUAUGGGUGUGGGGAAUGUGGCAAAUGUUUUUCUCAAAAAGCUCACCUUGUGAUCCAUCAGAGAUCCCACACUGGGGAGAAACCUUACGAGUGCAUCGAGUGUGGGAAAUGGUUUGCUGAACUAUCUACUUUCAGGUGCCACCAGAAAGACCACACUGGAGAGAAACCUUACGAGUGCAUAGAGUGUGGCAAACGUUUUUCUCGUAAAGUUCACCUUGUGAGGCACCAGAGAUCCCACACUGGAGAGAAACCUUAUGAGUGCACCGUGUGUGGGAAACGGUUUGCCGAACAAUAUCCUCUCAGGCGCCACCAGAAAGUCCACACUGGGGAGAAACCUUACGAGUGCAUAGUGUGUGGCAAAUGUUUUUCUCAAAACACUAACCUCGCGUCUCACCACCGGAGAGUCCACAUGGGAGAAAAACCUUACAAAUGUAUGGACUGUGGGAAGGACUUUGCUGAAAAAGGUGAUUUGAUGAACCACCAGAGAGUCCACACAAGAGAGAAACCAUACAAAUGCAUGGAAUGUGGGAAAAGUUAUGCUUUCCACUCAGCCGCUUUGUUACACAGUAAAAUCCACACUGGAGAGAAACCCUAUAAAUGCACAACAUGUGGGAAAUGCUUUGCCAACCAAUCUUCCCUCAGGCAACACCAGAAAUUCCACACUGGAGAGAAACCUUACGAGUGCAUGGACUGUGGGAAGUGUUUUGUUGCCAACUCUACAUUGGUGAUCCACCAGAGAUCCCACACUGGGGAGAAACCCUAUAAAUGCACCGAGUGUGGAAAAUGUUUUCAACGCGACUCACACCUCGCGAAACAUCGGAUAAUCCAUACAGAGGAGAGAAAUCAUAAGUGCCCUGAGUGUGGGAAAUGUUUUCCUGACAAGUCUACCUUGGUCGUCCACCAGAGAGCCCACACGGGGGAGAAGCCAUAUAAAUGCACCAUGUGUGGGAAAUGUUUUACUUACAGUGCGAGUUACAGAAAGCACCAGAUAAUUCACACUGGAAAGAAAUGUGAGAACACCGUCUCUUGAGAAUGGGGCAUACACUAUCUGGCAUAAGGUCCAGUGUUCUCCCCCACCACCCAUAACAGUAAAUUUUAGAAAGUACCAGGGAUUAAGGUGGGGGUUAAUUUUCUCACUUAUAACACCAUUUUUAACAAACGGAUCCAGGAAAUUACAGGUGGGUUCCCAGAGUGUCUGUACAUGGAAAACUGCUGGAAAGUUUUAAUAAUAAAACAACUUUGCAUACAGUAAGAGAGCUCAAGAGACUCUUUUGGGGCUCAAGUUUUCUUUCUUGAUGAGCAUGGGCCACACAGACUUUUCUUUUUAAUGCAUUACAAACACACAUUGCAGGGUGGGGGUACCUUGAAAGAAGUUACUGCUAUUCCCACCUUGUAUGUUACUCAGAUGUAGAUCCCAUGGAGUUUAAUGGAACUUUUCCCCUGAGAGCUGUACAAAUGAUGAAAAUAAUAAUUUUAUAAAAGCUAUCAUUUCGAUGAUUCCAUUUUCUUUUGAGUCAUUGCCCAGCCACAUUGAAAAGGCCCAUUGCUAGGCAUGAUGAUUGUGAUUCAUCUUGAAUUGUUAUUUAGGUAGAUGAAAGAAAAUAUUGGGAGACGUUUAAUGAAUAGGAAAAUCAGUGUCUCAACAAACAAAGACAUAUGAGGCUGAAGAGCUUGAAGAGCUAUGUCAUAUUUGAUUGGUUCAGGAUGGUGACAGUGGGUUGCUGUAACAGUGGGUUGGUGACUACUCAGAUUGCUGCAACCCUUUGAUGGUCAAAUGAAAUCACAUAUGUAAUCUAGAAGUGUAUAUUGAACAUAGCUUUCGAUGUGUUUCUUCACAUCCUCAUUUUUGAGGCUGUCCCUUUGUGCAUUUGUACUUCAAUAAAGGCCUGUCUUUUCACUUGGA